Myotis brandtii (Brandt's bat) is the source of this 6410-nucleotide messenger RNA. It is a transcript of the gene GAPVD1, whose product is annotated as GTPase activating protein and VPS9 domains 1. Gene Ontology annotation, cellular component: cytosol; endocytic vesicle. Lineage: Eukaryota; Metazoa; Chordata; Mammalia; Chiroptera; Vespertilionidae. Gene Ontology annotation, biological process: vesicle-mediated transport; regulation of GTPase activity. The transcript has 26 exons. Gene Ontology annotation, molecular function: small GTPase binding; guanyl-nucleotide exchange factor activity. The coding region runs from base 40 to 4515 and encodes 1491 amino acids. The record is from RefSeq and is a predicted model, not a curated record.
UCUUAGUGAUCAGCCUUUGUACCUUUUCCACAUUUGAAGAUGGUGAAGUUAGAUAUUCAUACUCUGGCCCAUCACCUCAAGCAGGAACGCUUAUAUGUGAACUCUGAGAAACAGCUCAUUCAGAGGCUCAAUGCAGAUGUACUUAAGACAGCUGAAAAGUUGUAUCGUACAGCAUGGAUUGCUAAGCAACAGAGAAUUAAUUUGGAUCGACUUAUCAUAACCAGUGCUGAAGCUUCCCCUGCUGAAUGUUGCCAACAUGCCAAGAUUUUGGAAGAUACACAGUUUGUUGAUGGAUAUAAGCAAUUGGGAUUUCAGGAGACUGCUUAUGGAGAAUUCUUGAGUCGAUUAAGGGAAAAUCCUCGUCUUAUUGCCUCCUCUCUGGUUGCUGGAGAGAAACUUAAUCAGGAGAACACACAAAGUGUUAUAUACACAGUUUUUACCUCCCUCUAUGGCAAUUGCAUUAUGCAAGAAGAUGAAAGCUACCUCCUUCAGGUUUUGAGAUACUUGAUUGAAUUUGAACUUAAAGAAAGUGACAACCCCAGGCGACUUUUGAGGAGAGGAACUUGUGCCUUCAGCAUCUUAUUUAAACUUUUUUCUGAAGGACUGUUUUCUGCCAAACUUUUCCUCACAGCUACUUUACAUGAGCCAAUCAUGCAACUGCUUGUGGAAGAUGAAGAUCAUUUGGAAACAGAUCCAAAUAAACUAAUUGAGAGAUUCUCCCCAUCUCAACAGGAAAAACUCUUUGGAGAGAAAGGCUCAGAUAGAUUCAGGCAAAAGGUUCAAGAGAUGGUGGAUUCCAAUGAGGCCAAACUAGUGACUUUGGUGAACAAAUUUAUCGGUUAUCUCAAACAGAACACAUACUGCUUUCCACAUAGUUUGAGGUGGAUCGUGUCACAGAUGUACAAAACCCUCUCCUGUGUAGAUAGACUGGAAGUUGGGGAGGUCAGGGCAAUGUGCACUGAUCUCCUGUUGGCCUGCUUCAUUUGCCCUGCAGUUGUCAAUCCAGAACAGUACGGAAUAAUUUCUGACGCUCCUAUUAAUGAGGUGGCAAGAUUCAAUCUGAUGCAGGUUGGCCGCCUGUUGCAGCAGUUAGCAAUGACUGGCUCUGAAGAGGGGGAUCCCCGGACAAAGGGCAGUCUUGGAAAAUUUGACAAAAGCUGUGUUGCUGCUUUCCUUGAUGUUGUGAUUGGGGGCCGUGCAGUGGAAACCCCUCCAAUGUCCUCUGUUAAUCUUCUGGAAGGAUUGAGCAGAACUGUGGUUUAUAUAACCUACAGUCAGCUUAUUACUCUGGUGAAUUUUAUGAAGAGUGUGAUGUCUGGAGACCAACUGAGAGAAGAUAGAAUGGCUCUUGACAAUUUAUUGGCUAACCUACCCCAGGCAAAGCCAGGGAAAAGCAGCAGUUUGGAAAUGACUCCCUACAAUACUCCUCAGUUGUCUCCGGCAACCACUCCAGCAAAUAAAAAGAAUCGAUUGCCUAUAGGACAUCAGUUAGCAGCCAUCACUGCCUGGGAUUCCUCAGCCACCAAUCUUACAGCUCAUAUUACUCUAGUAACCCCAUUUGCAACUCGGAGCAAAAGCCGCACCAAUGUGCUAAUGGACUUACAUAUGGACCAUGAAGGAUCAUCUCAAGAAACCAUCCCAGAGGUGCAGCCCGAGGAAGUGCUGGUCAUUUCCUUAGGGACAGGUCCCCAGCUUACUCCAGGGAUGAUGUCAGAAAAUGAGGUCCUAAACAUGCAACUUUCGGAUGGAGGACAAGGAGAUGUCCCUGUCGAUGAAAACAAACUCCACGGUAAACCUGAUAAAACCUUGCGCUUUUCCCUCUGCAGUGAUAAUCUGGAAGGAAUAUCUGAAGGUCCUUCCAAUCGCUCCAAUUCAGUGUCCUCUCUUGACCUGGAAGGAGAGUCUGUGUCGGAACUGGGAGCAGGACCUUCGGGGAGUAACGGGGCUGACGCUCUGCAGCUACUGGAGCACGAGCAAGCCACAACACAGGAUAAUCUCGAUGAUAAGCUGAGGAAGUUUGAAAUCCGUGACAUGAUGGGACUGACGGAUGAUAGGGACAUAUCAGAAACAGUGAGUGAGACCUGGAGCACAGAUGUCUUGGGAAGUGAUUUUGACCCUAACAUUGACGAAGAUCGUUUGCAAGAAAUUGCAGGUGCAGCAGCAGAGAACAUGUUAGGCAGUUUACUGUGCCUGCCAGGGUCAGGGUCAGUGCUUCUUGACCCCUGCACUGGUUCUACCAUAUCAGAGACAACAAGCGAAGCUUGGAGUGUAGAGGUUUUGCCAAGUGACUCAGAGGCCCCAGAUCUAAAGCAGGAGGAGCGUCUGCAGGAAUUGGAGAGCUGUUCGGGACUGGGUAGCACAUCUGAUGAUACGGAUGUCAGGGAGGUCAGUUCCCGCCCCAGCACACCAGGCCUCAGUGUUGUGUCGGGCAUAAGUGCAACCUCUGAGGAUAUUCCCAAUAAGAUUGAAGACCUGAGAUCUGAGUGCAGCUCUGACUUUGGGGGUAAAGAUUCUGUCACUAGUCCAGACAUGGAUGAAGUAACUCAUGGCGCCCACCACCUGACCUCUCCCCCUUCUCAAUCAGAGUCUCUGCUUGCCAUGUUUGACCCACUGUCUUCACAUGAAGGGACUUCUGCUGUGGUGAGGCCAAAAGUGCACUAUGCCAGGCCUUCGCAUCCACCACCAGACCCUCCGAUCCUGGAAGGAGCUGUGGGAGGAAAUGAGGCCAGGCUGCCAAACUUUGGUUCCCAUGGUUUAACUCCAGCCGAAAUGGAGGCAUUCAAGCAGCGGCAUUCUUACCCUGAGAGAUUAGUUCGCAGCAGGAGCUCUGACAUAGUAUCUUCCGUCCGGAGACCCAUGAGUGACCCCAGCUGGAACCGCCGCCCAGGGAAUGAAGAGCGAGAGCUCCCUCCAGCCGCAGCCAUUGGUGCUACCUCUUUGGUGGCUGCACCUCAUUCGUCCUCUUCAUCCCCGAGUAAGGACUCCUCAAGAGGAGAGACUGAAGAACGCAAAGAUAGCGAUGAUGAGAAAUCAGACAGGAACAGACCUUGGUGGAGAAAACGUUUUGUUUCUGCCAUGCCUAAAGCUCCCAUACCAUUUAGAAAGAAAGAAAAACAAGAAAAAGACAAAGAUGAGCUGGGGCCUGACAGAUUCUCAACACUCACAGAUGAUCCCAGCCCUAGACUCAGUGCACAAGCUCAGGCCGCUGAGGACAUUCUGGACAAAUACAGGAACGCCAUUAAGCGAACCAGCCCCAGUGAAGGAGCAAUGGCCAACUAUGACAAUGCAGGUGAUAACCGUGAGGCUAUGGGUGACGGGGAAAGUGCACACGAUUCUCCUCGAGAUGAAGCACUGCAAAACAUCUCAGCCGAUGACCUCCCGGACUCUGCGAGCCAAGUGGCCCACCCUCAGGACUCAGCCUACUCUUACAGAGAUGCAAAAAAGAAACUGAGGCUUGCUCUUUGCUCUGCGGAUUCAGUUGCUUUCCCAGUGCUAAGCCAUUCAACAAGGAAUGGUUUACCAGACCACACAGACCCAGAAGAGAAUGAAAUUGUAUGCUUCUUAAAAGUUCAAAUAGCCGAAGCAAUUAAUUUACAAGAUAAGAACUUAAUGGCUCAGCUGCAGGAAACAAUGCGUUGUGUGUGCCGCUUUGAUAACAGGACUUGCAGGAAGCUGCUGGCCUCUAUCGCCGAGGACUACAGGAAAAGGGCCCCCUACAUUGCUUACCUCACCCGCUGUCGGCAAGGACUGCAGACCACGCAGGCUCACCUGGAAAGGCUGCUGCAGAGGGUGCUGCGGGACAAGGAGGUGGCCAACCGAUACUUCACCACCGUCUGUGUGAGGUUGCUGCUUGAGAGCAAAGAAAAGAAGAUCAGGGAGUUCAUUCAAGACUUUCAGAAACUCACAGCAGCUGAUGAUAAAACUGCUCAGGUAGAAGACUUCCUGCAGUUCCUCUACGGCGCGAUGGCCCAGGACGUCAUCUGGCAAAAUGCGAGCGAGGAGCAGCUUCAGGACGCGCAGCUGGCCAUCGAGCGAAGCGUGAUGAAUCGCAUUUUCAAGCUUGCUUUCUACCCCAAUCAGGAUGGGGACAUACUCCGUGACCAGGUUCUUCAUGAACAUAUCCAGAGAUUGUCGAAAGUGGUGACUGCCAACCACAGAGCGCUUCAGAUCCCGGAGGUUUAUCUUCGGGAGGCGCCGUGGCCAUCUGCGCAGUCGGAGAUCAGAACCAUCAGCGCUUACAAGACCCCGCGGGACAAGGUGCAGUGCAUCCUGAGGAUGUGCUCCACCAUCAUGAACCUGCUGAGCCUGGCCAACGAGGACUCUGUCCCCGGGGCGGACGACUUCGUCCCGGUGCUGGUGUUUGUGCUGAUAAAGGCAAACCCACCCUGUUUGCUGUCCACUGUCCAGUAUAUCAGUAGCUUCUAUGCCAGCUGUCUGUCCGGAGAGGAGUCCUACUGGUGGAUGCAGUUCACAGCAGCGGUGGAAUUCAUUAAAACUAUCGAUGACCGAAAGUGACCAGGACCCAGGCCACCCAGGCAGCAGACUGUUCGGCCGGCAAACCGACCUCUAGGAAAAUGUGCCAGCUGCUCUGCAGGCGGGAGCUUGUUUUGUAUCAUAUUGUACAGCAUUCAGACAUUUUAAAACAGAUCUUUACUAAACAGAUUAAUGCACUAACUAGCAGGUUCUCUUUCCUUUGGGCUCUUCCUUUCUGAAUUGCAUAUUAUCCUUUCUUGUCCCCAGGUAGAGAAUAGUACUGUAAAAAGGGACCACAUUUUUCAGGUAUUUGAAAUACUAAACCUCCUAGAAACAAAGCAGAACCUCCUACAACAUUUUUAGAUCUCCGUUCCUGGAUACCCAUUCUUUCCUUUUACUGAACAAAAAAGAGCAGUGCACCCCUUUCAGGAUGCUGUGCGCCCCUGUAGGGGUCCAUGGAGGGAAUGGGCGCUGCCCUGAGGAUUAAAGGUGACAUCGUGGCAUUAUCUAUAAAUACACUCACCUAAAUUGAAAGCUAAGAAGGAAAUGUAAAUAUAAUAUAUAUUUAUAUUUGAUGUAAUAUGGACAUCUUCAGAUUCUAAUAAACAAGGAAUAUUGCUGAUAGUAGAUUGUGAUGUACCCUCUUGUGAAAUGGUUUCCUUGACAAAAUUUAAGCUGAGCUUAAAAUCAGAAAACAAAAAAGUAUGCAGAAAUAUUUAUGAAAGUGUAAUACAGGUUAUUGAACUUCCUAGGUGUGGAGCUUGAUGCCAGGGCUGCCUUUGGUGAGAGGUAUCCGUCAUGAGUAAGUCGCCCAGACAUUUCUCACUGCACAUCUCUGAGCUCAGGAGGGGAGAGAUCUCUAACCGCCAUACACUCAUCCCAAGGAGCCGUCGUAUCUAACCCUUCAUGUGGUACUUCUCCUCUGAAAUACGGAACAUACAGAACCCCCAAUGGAACUCCUCACCACCCUCUUGUCAUAUUUUUGAUGAUGAUUCACAUUGAAUGCACAGACCAGGAAUUCAGUGAAUGUCAUUUUUUAAAACAACUAAUUUGUAUUGUCUGCUCUAGUGAUCCAAGUUUUAUUAGUGAUGAGCUAUUUUAAUCAACCAUACAAUUCUUACAGGAAAAAAAUCUAUUUUGGCUGGUUUCUGUGCCUUUAUUCCCUCUUCUGAAGAAAAGUAUGUGUUUCAAGAUUUUGUUUUGAUUGUAUAUUGAUAAUUAGUCAGGAGUUGGUUUUGGUGUCUGAGAAAUUGGCCAAGGAGGCAACCAAAGCUUUAAGCACAAGCCUUGUACCCGGUCCCCACCGACUGGUUUCACUUUGUGUUUCUAAUCACGUUUAGCUUCUUGUAUAACAAACUCGUCCCAUACCUUGAGCUCCUCGUCACUGACAGCGCUUCCAGGCGUUUUUAAGGGAACGGUGACGGACACCUGGAGCUGGUGAACACAGCUCGUCUUCUCCCUCCCUCCCUCCCAGAUCUCCGCGUCUCGUUGUGCCGAAGGAAGCUGGGUUUUCUUUAUGCCUCCACCGCUUCUCAUUCAUUUAUUUUAAAACACCCAAGUAACAAGCUGCAUAGGCGUGUGGGAAGCAGUGUCUGCCUUUUGGGGAGCGGUCAGACUUAAACUAGUACUACAGUCCUUUGGAGUGUUCGGUCGUGUGCUUCCUGGGCUGUAAGGCUCAAACGUGCCCAGGAACGAGAAGUCAAAUCCCGUCAUAAAUUCUUUACAAGACAGACUGUCAAACACGGUUUCUGAGACCUAGAGGGAGUCCAUUUUCUUCAGCAUUUGAUUCAAUAAAUGUUAAGUCAACAGAAAACUCGCAAUAGUUGAACAUCAUUGUUACGGGAUUUAACUCGGAAGUCAAUGAGAGAUUUUUUUCCCUCCGUGGCUGCUAAAUCUGUUCCAUGUUAUCACCAUGGAAAUAAAUAUGAAGAUGUGGA